GUUCGAUCCCGGGAUCGAACGGCAACUCCCGUGUCUGCCGGAUCAGCGAAGCCCCUGUAUGUAUAAUCCCUGAAAUUAUACUAUCCUCCACAAGGCGUCAUAUUGCAUGAAUCUCUCAUAAGAAUUCAAUAUUGACAGUACACAUCUUAUCUCUUCCAAAACUCUAGCUGCGUUCUAGCAUCUUAUUCACAGGAAGAAGCUGGGGCGCCCCCGGUGGGCACAUGGAUCCAAACGGAGAUCCACCAACAGGGUAAUUUAUUCCUUGCACGCCCGUGUCUCACUAGUUUCCCGCGCGAAUCACGGAACAUGCCUUGGAUGCAACUCGGGGAUCGCCAUACCACCUGGCAAAAGAAGCAAGUAUAAAAUGUCGAUGUCUUCCAACUUUCCCACCAAUGGCAUCUUGCUACUGAGAAAUAUAUUCGUUCUUUUCGCAUAGCCGACAUCUCGUUCUUUACAACGCAAUCUAGCACAAUGCAUAACCUUGCGGUUCUCGGCCUCGCCACUCUGGCCCUCGCGGCCCCGAGCGCUCUCAACGAGAGGGCUAGUACUUGUACUUUCACUUCGGUAGACACUUUGGCGUCGAAGAAGAAGUCUUGUACGGACAUCGUGAUCAAGGGGGUCACUGUUCCAGCUGGACAGACACUUGACUUGACCGGCCUCAGCGAUGGCACAACCGUCACCUUCCAGGGCACCACGACGUUCGCAUACAAGGAGUGGGAGGGCCCCCUAAUCAGUGUCUCGGGAACCAAGAUCACCGUCAAGGGCGCCAGCGGCCAUGUCAUCGACGGCCAGGGCGCAAAGUGGUGGGACGGAAAGGGUAGCAACGGAGGCAAGACGAAGCCCAAGUUCUUCUACGCCCACAGCCUGAAGUCCUCGUCGAUCACCGGACUCAACGUCAAGAACACUCCGGUCCAAGGCUUCUCCAUCAACGGUGCCAAGGGUCUAACGCUAAACCAAAUCACCAUCGAUAACUCUGCCGGAGACUCCGCCGGUGGCCACAACACGGAUGCUUUCGACGUCGGCUCUUCCGAUAGUGUAAAGAUCAUCGGCGCCAACAUCAAGAACCAGGACGACUGCCUGGCCAUCAACUCCGGAACCAACAUCGAGUUCACCGGCGGCACCUGCUCCGGCGGCCACGGCCUCAGCAUCGGCUCCGUCGGCGGCCGCAGCAACAACGAGGUCCGCAACGUCGUCAUCUCCGGGUCGACCAUCAGCAACUCUCAGAACGGCGUGCGCAUCAAGACCGUCUACAACGCGUCCGGCUCCGUCAGCAACGUCACCUACUCGGACAUCAAGCUCAGCAACAUCACCAAGUACGGCAUCGUCAUCCAGCAGGACUACGAGAACGGCAGCCCUACCGGCACGCCUACGACCGGUGUACCCAUCACCGAUCUUACGAUUAGCAAGGUCACGGGUACCGUUGCGACGGAUGCUACUAAGGUGUACAUCCUGUGCGGCAAGGGGUCUUGCAGCGACUGGACGUGGACUGGUGUGAGCCUUUCGGGGGGCAAGACGAGCUCUAAGUGCGCGAACAUUCCUUCGGGAGCUUCUUGCUAGAUGUUUUAGUCAAGUCAAGUCAAGUAUUGUAUAUCCAUAGCCGCCAUAUGUAUAUAUAAAUAGAAUCUAGCAAGUCUUAAGGCCAAUUCACAUACAGUUAGCAGCUGUCAUAUUAUAUUAA
Molecule: messenger RNA, 1678 nt
Organism: Daldinia loculata
Lineage: Eukaryota; Fungi; Ascomycota; Sordariomycetes; Xylariales; Hypoxylaceae
Product: glycoside hydrolase family 28 protein
Exons: 2
Coding region: 472-1557 (361 amino acids)
Biological process (GO): pectin catabolic process
Cellular component (GO): extracellular region
Molecular function (GO): polygalacturonase activity
Source: RefSeq, a predicted model, not a curated record